Messenger RNA from Magnusiomyces paraingens, 2232 nucleotides. RefSeq lists its product as uncharacterized. NCBI's taxonomy places the organism in Eukaryota, Fungi, Ascomycota, Dipodascomycetes, Dipodascales, Dipodascaceae. The record is from RefSeq and is a predicted model, not a curated record. The transcript has a single exon. The coding region runs from base 1 to 2232 and encodes 743 amino acids.
AUGUCUCGAUCGGGAUCGCUCCGAACUCGCACUUCGUCAGUCAGACUCGACGAUGAAGACCGGAGCGUCAACAAUGGUGCAAACCCAGCUUUCACAUUUAUCUACAUUGCGGCCGCGGAAGGCAAGACUUAUCUACAACGAUGCAAUGAACGCACAAAGUACCAGCUCCAAUCCUGUAAACAGUACUUUAAGCGCAAACUAGGAAUUAAGCAUCCAAAUUACGGGAAUGAGUUUGAUGAAGACUUUAUAAAACAGUAUUGGGAAGGCAAAAACCGCUCGCGCUACAAUGGCAGUGGCAGCCACACGAUUGGUGCAACCAGCUCAAAAGCAUCGCUCCGUUCAACAAGCUCUCUUAGCUCCUGGUGUGUACCUGUAGAGUAUCGUGCCAGGUCUGGAAGCAAUACAGGUGGACCGGGAGUUUUGACCCCUUCAAGCAGCAUCAAUUCUCAGAGUUUAAACAGUACCCCCACGGACGAAUUUCGGAGUUUUUCAAUGAGCAAUGUUAGUCAAGACUCAUCGCUUACUUCGGCUGACGGCACAGAACCUUCAACACCGCCAUCCACUGACUCUUCAUCAACACCAUCCACUGACUCUUCAUCAGCUUUGGGGAUAUCUGGUAAUAAAAGUAGCUUUAGCAGUGUUAGCAGUUUUACGAGCUGUAGUAGUGGUUACAAUAGUCCCAGAUAUAGUAUAGCCCCCUCUCCGCCAAGCAUCAAUAAUAGUAAUAAUAACCGGAAUCUUCCCAACACACCUUUUUCACGAAAACGAUCAACAAGCAACCGGCGUUCGCAUUCCUACACGGCUUCUGGUCUUCGCGCAGGGAUCUAUUCAAGCAUUCAAAACAAGGCUAUUCCCAACAGCAGCGUGUUUAGACGCAGGUUUUUCCGCAGCGACAAGAACCAGUGCCUAGUGCCAGAAGAUGAUGAGACGCAUUCUUUAAACCACGGCGAUUUUUACGCGCCAAUUUCUGCUGAGGAGACUUCCAAGAAAGUCCACUCUACUCUCUACGGCUCAGCAGCCAACGGUACAUGUGACAAUAACGAUGACGACGAAGAUGAUAUCACGGAUGAGGAAUCUGAUAGGCUACUUGAACUGAUUGACCAGGGGAACCACAAUUCAGACGAGUAUGUGGAGGUGUCUUAUGAGCUCAUCAAUAAGCUUGCCGUAAUGAACCAUGUAGAGGUUGACGUUGACCCAGAACUUGGUUUAAUGCUGGAUGCAUGCCGGGACAGUGCCUCUUGCAGUCCCGAUAUUGUUUCUAGUGGGAAUGGCGCUGACCUUGACACGAUUCCUGAAAAUGAAGAAUAUACUUGUCUAGAUAUGGGACACAAGCCUGUGCACGGGCAAACAAGAUUUAGAUAUGAUACAGUCAUGGUGGAGAUGAGCCUAAAACACUUGGCUGUAUUUGCAGGCAAAUUCAGCCAUAGGUUUAACUUUUGUAUUUCCCGCGGUAAGAACAAUAAGUUGCAGUUUUACAUUGCAGGCAUUAAAGAGGACGAAGAGCAAGAUGAAGAAAAGGAUAAAGAUGAAAAUGAGGAUUUGGAGGAUGAAAAUGAGGAUGAAGACGAGUUUGAUGAUGCUAAUGAAGAAGAAGAAGAAGAUGUGGCUACUGAAACUCAAUCAAAGCAUACGCAUAUAAAUCUUGACGAUUAUGUGAAUAGUUGCAGAAACUCUCCUCUUAACGCUAAAACAUCUAACUGCGACAAUGACGAUAACGACGACGCGUUGCUUCCUUCAUUUUAUAGCUCUGAUGAUACACCGCAACCAAGUGAUGUGGAGAGUCUUCACGGGAACUUGUAUGGGGAUUAUGACGACGACGACGACGAUGACGACGACUGUGGUACAGAGGGCGGGUGUACGGUUUCCAAUACCAUCACACAUAGCAAUCGCACCUACUGUGAUGAAAAUGAUUACAAUAAUGGCAGUCAGCUCCAAUUGACUGCGACUAGAACACUAGACGACGGGUCUUUGCAGACAGAAGUGAUUACAGAACCUGUCAAAGACCCGGUACAAGAAGUAAGGCCCAUAGUUGUUUCUCUUUCAGAAUUGGAGAAACAGCAAGCUCCGGUACCUGUGCCGGUACCCGCAGCCAAAGAAGAAGAAGCUGCAGCAUCAGCAGCAGUAGCCGCAAUAGCAAAAAGAAGUAUUUCUAUGACUCUUUCAGAAACACGAGCAAAUACUCUUGAAGCUAACGGGUCCGCCAAAACACUGGCAAAAGAUUUGCCGGCAUAA